Saitoella complicata NRRL Y-17804 is the source of this 567-nucleotide messenger RNA. RefSeq lists its product as uncharacterized. The record is from RefSeq and is a predicted model, not a curated record. The transcript has 2 exons. Bases 1 to 567 code for a protein of 188 amino acids. NCBI's taxonomy places the organism in Eukaryota, Fungi, Ascomycota, Saitoellomycetes, Saitoellales, Saitoellaceae.
AUGAAUUCUUGCAUAACAUCUGAUUAUGAGAUGGAGUUCCCUUCUGCCCAAGACAUCGUCAAAAACGCAUUCGAAAGGGCGCUCAGCUACGUUGAUCUCACCGGUUUCGACUCAUCAGAGGAGAGGGAGGAGAAAGUGAAGCCCUAUAGGGGAACGAAAGACAAUGUCAAGGCAGAAUCGGAUGUGGAUGUCAACAUUGACGAGGAUUACGACACCGAAGACCCUGAAUAUCGCCCCCCGACGCCGGAGUCUCCCAAGCUGAGCAGGAAAAGGAAGAUCAUCCCGAAGAAGGAAAUGAAGGAAUCAUCUUCCGACGAUGACUUCAAGCCUUCACUCUCCAAAAUUGCGAAGGCGAAACCAGCUGCCGGCGCCAAGAAGCGCGGAGGGCGCACAGCUGAGAACAUUUUCGGUGCGGACGAUAUUGAAGGAAUGCUCGAUUUUGCAUUUGAGAAGGUCGACUUUAAUGCCAUGGCUAAGGCAUUGGAAAAUAAGAGGUCGGCCAACAGCUAUAAGAGUCAUUGGAAAGGGCCGAUGAUGAAGACGCUGCUCCAAGCGUACAAGAAAUGA